Molecule: messenger RNA, 2772 nt
Organism: Colletotrichum chrysophilum
Lineage: Eukaryota; Fungi; Ascomycota; Sordariomycetes; Glomerellales; Glomerellaceae
Gene: MSH2
Product: MutS-like protein
Exons: 3
Coding region: 1-2772 (923 amino acids)
Biological process (GO): mismatch repair; mitotic recombination
Cellular component (GO): nucleus; MutSalpha complex
Molecular function (GO): ATP-dependent DNA damage sensor activity; mismatched DNA binding; ATP binding
Source: RefSeq, a predicted model, not a curated record
AUGUCUUCCAGGCCUGAAUUGAAGGUCGACGACGAGCACGGCUUCAUCCGCUUCUUCAAGUCCCUCCCAACCGUCCACGAAGACACCGUCCGCAUUUUCGACCGAGGUGAUUGGUACACCGCACACGGCGAAGAUGCCAACUUCAUUGCCCGCACAGUAUACAAGACCACGUCCGUCGUGAGGACACUCGGCCGAGAUGACAAGACCGGACUCGCCUCCGUGACAAUGACGGUCACGGUAUUCCGACAGUUUCUUCGAGAAGCUCUUUUCAAGCUUGGAAAGAGGAUAGAGAUAUGGGAGAGCACCGGCGGCCGCAUGAACUGGAAGGUCGUCAAGCAGGCGUCGCCCGGCAACCUGCAGGAUGUCGAGGAGGACUUGGGUGGACAGAUCGAGAACGCACCCAUGAUUCUAGCCGUCAAGAUCUCUACGAAAGCAUCUGAGGCAAGGAGCGUGGGAGUCUGUUUCGCAGACGCAAGCGUGCGAGAGCUGGGCGUCAGCGAGUUCCUCGACAACGAUUUGUUCUCUAACUUCGAGGCUCUCCUCAUCCAGCUGGGUGUCAGGGAGUGCCUGAUCCAGACGGACAAGGCCGACAAGGCCAAGGACCCGGAUUUGACGAAGCUGAAGCAAAUCAUCGUCAACUGCGGCGUGGCGAUCUCGGAGCGAUCCGGUGGCGAGUUUGGCACUAAGGACAUUGAGCAGGACUUGGCGCGUCUUCUCAAGGACGAGCGGGCUACUACCCUGCUCCCUCAGACAGACCUCAAGCUGGCGAUGGGCUCCGCCGCGGCACUUAUCAAGUACCUUGGCGUGCUCCAUGACCCUUCCAACUUUGGGCAGUACCAGCUUUACCAGCACGACCUCUCCCAGUAUAUGAAGCUGGAUGCGGCGGCUUUGAAGGCUCUCAACCUGAUGCCCGGCGCCCGUGAUGGUGCCAAGACAAUGAGCUUGUACGGCUUGUUGAACCACUGCAAGACUCCUGUUGGUAGCAGACUGCUGUCUCAGUGGCUGAAGCAGCCGCUCAUGAGCAAAGAGGAGAUUACCAAGCGCCAGCAACUGGUCGAGGCCUUUGUGAACGACACGGAGCUGAGACAGACCAUGCAAGAGGAGCACCUUCGUUCCGUUCCCGAUCUGUACCGCCUGGCCAAGCGUUUCCAGAGAGGCAAGGCGAAUCUCGAGGACGUGGUCCGCGCAUACCAGGUUGUCAUUCGCCUCCCUGGUUUCCUGGGCACUUUCGAGGGCGUCAUGGACGAGCAGUACAAGGACCCUCUCGACGAAGCCUACACAAUCCCUCUGCGCGAACUCUCCGAUAGUCUCGUGAAGCUUGCAGAGAUGGUUGAGACAACGGUCGACUUGGACGCGUUGGACAACCACGAGUACAUCAUCAAGCCCGAGUUCGACGACAGUCUUCGCAUCAUUAGAAAGAAGCUCGACAAGCUUAAGCGCGAUAUUGACCAGGAGUUCUCCGAUUCGGCUCGCGACCUGAAGCAAGAGGUGGGCAAGAAGAUCUUCCUCGAGAACCACAAAGUCCACGGCUACUGCAUGCGUCUUACCAGACAAGAAGCCGGAGCGAUCCGCAACAAGUCGGGUUACCAGGAAUGCUCAACCCAGAAGAACGGAGUCUACUUCACCACUAAGACCCUGCAAAGCCUCCGUCGCGAGUUUGAUCAGCUUUCUCAAAACUACAACCGCACCCAGAGCAGUCUGGUGAACGAGGUUGUGGGUGUUGCGGCGUCUUACUGUCCGGUUCUGGAAAAGCUUGCCGGCGUGCUUGCCAAUCUUGAUGUGAUUGUCUCUUUUGCACAUUGCUCCGUUCACGCCCCAUCCGAGUACGUCCGCCCAACGAUCCACGCCCGUGGCCAAGGUCAGACCAUUCUCAAGGAAGCCCGACACCCGUGUCUGGAGAUGCAAGACGAUGUCCAGUUCAUCACCAACGACGUCUCAUUAACCAGAGACAAGUCCUCUUUCCUCAUCAUCACUGGUCCCAACAUGGGCGGAAAGUCGACCUACAUCCGCCAGAUCGGCGUCAUUGCACUUAUGGCGCAGAUCGGAUGCUUUGUGCCAUGCUCCGAAGCUGAGCUGACCAUCUUCGACUCGAUCCUGGCGCGCGUGGGUGCCAGCGAUUCACAGCUGAAGGGUGUCUCGACCUUCAUGGCUGAGAUGUUGGAGACGGCAAACAUUCUCAAGUCGGCAACAGCCGAGUCUCUCAUCAUCAUUGAUGAGUUGGGACGUGGUACAUCGACAUACGACGGCUUCGGCCUCGCGUGGGCCAUUUCAGAGCACAUCGUCAAGGAGAUUGGAUGCUUCGCCAUGUUCGCGACGCAUUUCCACGAGCUGACGGCGCUGGCUGACGAGCACCCAGAAGUCCACAACCUUCACGUUGCAGCACACAUCAGCGGCGGCAACGAGGGAGGCGAGAACACCAAGCGUGAGGUUACGCUCCUGUACAAGGUGGAAGACGGCGUCUGCGAUCAGAGCUUCGGUAUCCAUGUCGCUGAGCUGGUCCGCUUCCCCGACAAGGUCGUGCGCAUGGCGAAGCGCAAGGCCGACGAGCUCGAAGACUUCACUUCGAAGCACGAGGACCUCGGGCUGAAGUACAGCAAGACGGACAUGGAGGAGGGCAGCGCGAUGCUCAAGGAGAUCCUGCUCAAGUGGAAGGAGGAGGUUGCCGCGGGGUCCAUGAGCAAGGAGGAGAUGGUGUCCAAGCUGAAGGGGUUGGUCAUGGCGGACGAGAAGCUGCUUGCGAACCCCUUCUUCCAGUCCGUCAAGACCUUGUAA